AUGGUUCCCAAGACUCUUCUCCUUGUUGCCUCCCUCAUGGGAGCGGCGUUGGCUGCCCCUCCGUUCGCCGGUGCCAGACCCUCUAAGCCGUGCAAGCCAUCGCAGAGCUCGUCUUCUGCUCUGGCUCCGGCAAGCACCUCCGCUGCCACCUCGGCCGGUACAUCUGCUGUCGCUACUCCUACCACCGUUGCAGACCCAGUCGCCACUCCUACUCUUCCCAGCACUGGUGCCACCGAUCUGCCCAACCCUCCUGAGGGGGUUGUGCUGAAGCACAUUGCUGUCGGCCACGGACUGCAGAACUACACGUGCGCCAACACCUCGUCCACGGCCGCCGCCACCGGCGCCCUAGCCGUUCUGUACGACAUCACGUCUCUGUACCCCGGCACCGCAGGCACUGGCCUGACCGAGGAGGGCUUCGCCGGCCUCUCGUCGACCGUGCUCUUCUCGCAGACCAUCCCCCUGAACCUGGCGGACCCCAGCGCCGCAGACCCGGCGACGCCCGCGCUGCCCGAGGCCUCGUACGGCGCGACGGCCGACCCGUUCCCUGCGCCCGCCGACCUCGUCAUCUCCGGCAUGGACCCCAUCGCCUUCCUGGGCCGCCACUACUUCGACGCCGCCGGCACGCCCACCUUUGACCUGUCCGCCUCCGGCCUCUUCUUCAGCGGCGCCAAGGCCGGCGGCGUCAAGGCCCCCGCCGACGCCGACAAGGGCAUCCUGUCCACCGGCGCCGUCGACUGGCUGCAGCUCGGCGACAGCGGCAAGGGCCUCAGCUCCGGCGUCAGCUACGUCUACCGCGUCGUCACGGCCGGCGGUGUUGCCCAGACCUGCGACGUCAGCGGAGCCGGCGCGGGCAGCGUUCCCUACACUGCCCAGUACUGGUUCUUUGGUCCCUCGGAGUAA
Molecule: messenger RNA, 900 nt
Organism: Phaeoacremonium minimum UCRPA7
Lineage: Eukaryota; Fungi; Ascomycota; Sordariomycetes; Togniniales; Togniniaceae
Product: putative malate dehydrogenase protein
Exons: 2
Coding region: 1-900 (299 amino acids)
Source: RefSeq, a predicted model, not a curated record